Messenger RNA from Daldinia decipiens, 1604 nucleotides. RefSeq lists its product as uncharacterized. The record is from RefSeq and is a predicted model, not a curated record. Bases 343 to 858 code for a protein of 171 amino acids. The transcript has a single exon. NCBI's taxonomy places the organism in Eukaryota, Fungi, Ascomycota, Sordariomycetes, Xylariales, Hypoxylaceae.
CCGCGGAGCGGAACGUAUAAAUGAGUUUAACGAAGGCUUGGGAUGGCAGAAAGGACGCGUCGGAUCAGUGUAGGCUAUAGACGGAGAGGCAAGAGGAGUGAGUAACGAGAUGCUGGAUUUCACCACCGCGCCAAAAAGGUAACCUUGUUACAACAUAUAAUGUCAUUUCGUAUCAUGUAUAUUCUACACUAGAAGCCAGGGGCAUCAACGCGAUCAUCUACUGCUUCCGUUUCGUCCAACUCUAUCUUCACAUGGUGGUCGCCAUCAUCAUAUCUUAAACUUGUAUCGUGUCCGCUGGUCGUUCGUUUUCCCUGCUGGGCCACAUGUUCAUCCCAUUCGGAGAUGAGAUCAUCGAGCAUAGUAUUCGCCAUGCUGGACGAAUCCGCGAUCAGCUCUGCCCAGCGGUGCCGGUGCGACGCUAACAAGUGGAAAUCGCCGCACGGCUCGAUAGACGUAACGAGUUGGCCAAGUCGAGCCUCGGGCAAGCAACCCAAUACCUGGACCUCCUUUUGUCCCGAGCUCCAGGUAACCCAUCAUGUGGUAUAUUGGCCCUCGGGCCUUGGUAGUUCUGGGUCCAAGGCGUUGAUAAUCUCUCUCGUAGCCUACGGCAGGUCGACUCUUCGGGGUUGGACGGAGUACCCGAAACAGCAUGCUCCCGCCGACACCAUCAUGUCUACGCCUCGAGACAGGUUAGGAGGGCCGUCUUGGGAACUGCCUCUAGUAGCAGACGCGGGGGGGGUGGUGAAGCCCGUCUCUGGGAGCUGCUACGCCGGUCGCGGGUUUCGGUGUAGACGGACCCCCCUGCAAAUAGGUUUGGCAGGAUUGUCCUCAAGGGCUGGGCCCUCAUCUACAGAGUAAUAAUAGUUGGCAAAAAAGCCCGACACGGCCGAAACUAUCUUCAGUCGCCCAACCUUGAAGUGGAAGAUUUGGAAAUCAUCUCGGGAAACCCUUAGCUUCUUGGCUAAUUUUAUGCGGCGCAGAGUUUCUUUUUAAUUUGCCACCCCGAAUACCCAUCGGUCGAGGAGCUUCUCGCCUUCGAUCGUAGCGUUGAGGCGGGGGAAGCUAUAGUACUAGGGAUUGGAGACUCGGAACUGCACCGAGAAUGUAAGCACAGAGGCGAGAAGCGGGUCAGGGGCGAGGGGGACGAUCCGGAAUACCGUGGGGAGGCAGCCCGGGCUUGGGGGCCCGGAUACAGCUUGAAUGGAGCCGGGAACACGUGACACGUACCUGGCCUGAGGCACAGACGAGCAUCGAUGCGACUACGGUUAGAGAAAAGUUACAGCAGCGGAGAAGACGACUUGCUAAGCCGCUGGGCAUACGCAUUUCGCAUAACGGAUGUCGAACACGCGCACCCGCACCCGCACCCGCACGCACACUACGUGAUGACGGAGAAAGGCAAAAGGCAAAAAUGGUAGCGGGCAGCGCAGGAGACGAGAUGGUUACCAGUUUAUCUGCUAAUUUGUACCAGUAACUAAACGAAACGAAUAAAUAUAAUACAACGCAUAAAUUAGACGCAGUUUAACUAGAUGCAGUUUAACUAGAUGCAAUAGAACGAAUAAACCAGACGCGAUUCGGUUGAAUACUAUACCGGAGACUAAUCCCUU